Drosophila elegans is the source of this 2523-nucleotide messenger RNA. RefSeq lists its product as uncharacterized. The transcript has 3 exons. Bases 113 to 2173 code for a protein of 686 amino acids. NCBI's taxonomy places the organism in Eukaryota, Metazoa, Arthropoda, Insecta, Diptera, Drosophilidae. The record is from RefSeq and is a predicted model, not a curated record.
AUUUAAUUAUUAAUCAUAACGAACCCCUAUGUGACACUCACAAAAUUCUCAAAGUUUCUUAAAUUUGUUGUGUUUGUUUUAUUUUUUGUAUACAAAUCGCUUAACUAGGGACAUGGGUAAGAAGUCAAGAGAGGAAUUGGAGCUGCCAGUAGCCAGUUGGCAUCGUGGUCUAUCCCUCAUUCAAAUGCAGGCGGCUGAUCAGUUGGCAAAUACCUUGGCAUACGAUAUCAAAGGCACUCGGGAUUGUCUUUUGCGCCUGGGAGUGCGUCCGCUGGUCAGGAAUCAGCAACUCCUCAGGAUUGUGCAGCUAAGUCGUGGUCAGAAGCUUGCCUUUCUCUACUUCCUGUACCAGGAACACUACAAAUCCUGUGGCCCGUGUGUAAAGUAUUCGAUUAAUGGACAACUUCUGCUCUCGGCCAUUGCCUAUCUGGAUCUGCCGGCCACUUUUCGAGCGCUGGACAAAGUUCUACCACUAAGCAGAAUAUCGAAUGCUACACAUGUCCCAAAAAAGGAUAGUAAAGAAAUAAAAGGACUUGGGUUCGACCCCAUUUGGAAGAAUUCUAGACAGCCCUCCAUCGGAACUCCAAAUCCAACCAUGUAUGAAUCGUAUAACCAAAACGAGAUGGAAGACGAGAUGCCUCUGGACUUACGGGCCACUUUUCGAGCACUCGACAAAGUGCUUUUCUCACAGGUGGCACAAACCAGGACUCGUCGUUCGACGGGUGAAUCUCGCAAAAAAGCAAAGCCCUACUUUCAGAAGCAGCCCCGUCCAAAAUCGUCCCGCCCAUCCACCUAUUAUUCGGCGAAUUCCCCGCUGUUUGAGGUGGAGAUUCCCAACGAGGAGGGGGAUCCAAAAGACGAUGACGACCGAUGGUUCGCCGACUUUGAGCUCCAUCCGAUCCAGCGCACAGUGAAGGCGGUAAUCAACCACGAGCUCUGUCACCUGUUCGAUCAAGUAGACGAGGCACCCAGCGAUCCAGAGGCACAGGAUCAGGAACCAAGGAAUCUGUGCCAGUUCCAUGAGGAAACCCGAUCUCAGGAGCGAAAGGCUUUCCUCCUCGAACAGCAACAAAGAUACCUGGAUAUGAUCGACAUGGAAAAGAGAGAAAAGCGGUUAACAAGGGAGCGCAUUGUGUAUCACCUGAACCGGGACGUGGAUGAGUACCUCCUUAAGUUCGGCGACAAGGGCUGGAGUCCCGGAGUGCCUGCCAUGCGGAGGCCCGGCUGUGCCGCCUGCAGCGAACUGGUCCACGUGAGCCUGGAGACUCCUCCCCAGGUGCUCCUCCUCGAAGGUGAACGAGGACGGCUGUACGACAGGAGUGGACCCAAGAUGCGGUUAUGUGGUGGUGAGGAUGGGAGCCGAAAGUCCCCGAAAGAAAGGACUACUGGUUACUUUACGGCCACCAGGAGUCAAAGCCCCUAUGCCUUUAACUAUCCACGGAUAUUCGAACCUUUGGACGGCAAAGAGCCUAUUGGGAGUUACCUGAUCAAAGCCCUCGACGAAGAUGAGGAAUGGCCUGUGCCCAGGACAAUAAGGAGGAGUCACAUCGACGAAGCUGUCUCACGGUGUGUGCGGAAAAUAUUUGAGAAGAGUUUGCUGGCAGUGUCAUGUGCGGCCACGCCCAAAAGGUCCCAGGAACGCCUUGUCUAUGACCGCAAACGGGUCGAUCCGGAUGACGAGGAGUUCAUGGACCAGAUGCUAAGCGAUGCCUUCCAGGUGCUCCAACGUGAUCGCAGUCUUGUGCUGGCCAGCCUGCCCGAUGGUCACCAAUUGCCGGAGCUGCGGGAGUGGAUACGGCGGCGAUAUGGCAAGCGAUAUGGUCCACAAACCGAUGCGGAGGCAGAAAGGGCUAAGCAAAAGACAUUGAAACUGGCCGGGAUGGAGAGGAAGUUGAUUCCGUUGUUGGCCAGCAUAGAUCCCCGGACGGUGCAGACAAGGCCCGUGCCCUAUACCCUCUAUGAGGACAUCAUGGCCGUGGCUAAUCAGUUCAAGAAAUCGUUCCGGGAGAACGUCCUACAGAUCAUCCUCAAGCAAACGCGACUCUGCUGGCAGGCGCAACACAAUCUGCGGGUCUACAAUAGUUCCGGACUCCGUCGCACCUUCUUCACAUAUCUACCGAGCUGCUCCACCGAUAUAGAUCCCACCUUAAGUCUCUACUUGGCACAGAAAUAGUUAGCUUCAACCUACUUAUUUGAUAUGCUAUUUUUAAUACCCCAUAUCAUUUCAUAUAUGUAUAUCUUACCAAAUAGAAUGAACAUCAUUGAACCUAGUUGGUUUCAUUCUGAUUGGAAAAGAUGAAUGUGAUUUUAAGUGAUAUUCACUCAAAAUAUCAGCUCUGAUAUUCAUUCAUUCGACUCACUUAUAUCAUUUAUUAUUUUUAUUAUUUUUACACAUUUGACAAGGGAGCUGAAGCUCUUUCAAAUUUCAGUGUAACUGAAUUAGCUAAACGUUAUUAUUAAGUGUAAAAACACAUUCCACUUUAUGUAUAUAGGGAGCUAACAACAAAUUAAUGUUUAUAAUGG